CAUCCUUUGCUUCUUUUGUUCUUCAAUUGAUCUUCUUCUUCAUUGAAGGCCGCAAUGGCUAACAAUCAUUGGGCUUACCCCGAAGACCCUUUCUAUAUAAGGUGUCUCCUCCGGCGCCAAGCAAGGGACCGCAGGACAAUCCAUCUAAGCAUAGGGGCCACUUCAAGAGAGCCACCGCAGACGGGGCUCCAACCAUCGGUCAUCGCCUCCCUACCGAUCUUCGUCUACAAGGGAACUGGAGAGGAGGUUGAAGACACCAACAAGACUGAGUGCACAGUUUGCUUGAGCAACAUAGAAGAUGGAGAGAUGGGAAGGCUUCUACCAAACUGUAAACACAUGUUCCAUGUAGAGUGUAUUGGUGUGUGGUUGAGCUCCCACUCCACUUGCCCCAUAUGCCGUACUAGGGCUGAACCCCAACCACAAGCCCAAACCCUUGUUAGUGUGUCCCCCACGGCUCCACCGUUGGAUUCAUUGAAUUCAACAACUUCGAGACCUAAGUUUACAUUGGAUGGUGCUGAUCAAACUUCCAAAGCUGCUGGAUCAUAUUCUCACAACUGAGUUUCUUCAGAGGAUGCUUAGAAGGGACUUGCUACUAUCUUGGGUUAAGAAAGUUUUGUAUAUGUUACUUAGUUCUUAUCAUAUUUAGUAAUGAUAUAUUUUACCUAUAAGAGUUAGUGAUAUAAUCACAUGUGGUAAUGAUUACAAAAAUUUCAUUUUUAAGUUUAAAAAAUUCAUUUUUUUUUUUCCUUUAAUUCCCUUUGCAAUCAAUUG
Molecule: messenger RNA, 771 nt
Organism: Macadamia integrifolia
Lineage: Eukaryota; Viridiplantae; Streptophyta; Magnoliopsida; Proteales; Proteaceae
Product: E3 ubiquitin-protein ligase ATL41-like
Exons: 1
Coding region: 55-558 (167 amino acids)
Source: RefSeq, a predicted model, not a curated record